UAUAACAUUAGUAAACUUCAUAUUACGAAACCUUUACAAACUAUGAAAUUAAUCAACUCAGAUUAGCCUGAACUGAGUCUGGAAAUUUUCGAUUCAAUGGCCAGUUAUUUUGUAAAGGGGCCAUCAGGAAACUAAUAAACUCGUACGAAAUAUGAUACAUACUUAAGUAUAUUCGACCCGGAAAACUCGCUUCGAGAAUUCUGUCAGGAACUGUCAGUUUAUAGUAGCCUGUCGGUAGCAUAGCCUGUGUGGGAGACCCAAUACUAAGCCCUUUUCUUCAAAAUGUCGUCACCUGGUGGCAAGUGCAACACCUGCCCUUGCGGCACCACCGGCGGUGCACCACAACCGUGCCACCGUUCGCCGCCCUCCUGCGUCCAGCAGCAGCAGCAGCAGCAGCAAAUGAAUCCGUGUCCACCUCAGCAGCAAAUGAAUCCGUGUCCACCUCAGCAGCAAAUGAACCCGUGUCCACCUCAGCAGCAAAUGAAUCCGUGUCCACCUCAGCAGCAAAUGAAUCCGUGUCCACCUCAGCAACUCGCGGGUUGCCAAAUACAGCAACACCAGCCGCAGCGACCGCAAAUUGAAUGCAACUGCACCCAGAAUCGGGUCCGCAACGUCCGUCCGCCGCCUAUCCAGGCUGACGUUGUGAGCUGCUGCCGUCCUCCCCCCAAGCGCCGGUCAUCAUAGCGACC
Drosophila serrata is the source of this 689-nucleotide messenger RNA. RefSeq lists its product as uncharacterized. The record is from RefSeq and is a predicted model, not a curated record. Lineage: Eukaryota; Metazoa; Arthropoda; Insecta; Diptera; Drosophilidae.